Messenger RNA from Mesorhabditis belari, 1791 nucleotides. Lineage: Eukaryota; Metazoa; Nematoda; Chromadorea; Rhabditida; Rhabditidae. The record is from the annotation of a GenBank genome assembly.
AUGUUGGUCUUCGUCUUUGUCAUCGAAGUGAUUGCGGCGGCCAUCUUCUUGGGAUCCCUCUACGUGUGGUAUCUCAUCCGACAUGCGAAAUCACCGAAAAACUUCAAACGCAAGAAGGUUCGAACACUGGUAGUAAUGGGUUCGGGAGGGCACACAACAGAGAUGACAGAAGUGCUGAAAACGUUACCUUCACAAUUCGAAUGCGUCUUUGUUCUCGCCGACACGGAUAGAAUCAGUCAAGGAAAGGUCGAAGAAAUCGUUCGUGAGAGAGCCGAUCAAGCAUUAUCCAUCGAAAGAAUUCCAAGGAGUCGGGAAGUUGGGCAAAGUUAUUUCACCUCAAUUCUGACCACACUUGUCGCAACAAUGCAUGCACUUCGUAUAGUAUGGAAUACAAGACCAGAUCUUGUGCUGACGAACGGACCGGGUACGUGCAUUCCGAUUUGCGUGGCAGCAUUUUUCUUCGAUCUUUUCCGUCUUCGCGACACUCCAAAUCAUUUUCAUCGAAUCAAUUUGCCGGAUCACUUUUGGGUCUUGAUGACCAAAAGUAGUCUGAAGUUCUGGAAAGUAGGACUCCCUUUUUUCACGCUUUUGAUUGGUAGCGCGUACGGGCUACACUUUUUUCAGGAAGUUCGCUACGACUUUCGCCGUGUGAAGAAAGAGGACACAAAUCUUGAGCAAAUUAAAACGGAUUUGAGCAAGAGCGGCAUCAAAGUGAAAGACAAAGUCACUGUCGAGGAUAUCUACAAGGAGAUAGCAGUCGAGGAUACAGAGAAUUGGACCAAUAUUCGUGGACCGCACGAAAACGAGGAUAACUCCGAGUACUUUAAAAUCCAAAAAGAACAACGAGAGCAACGUGACCGUGCUCUCCGAAUGGCUGAGAGGAUUCCUGCCGAAGAUAGUAUUAAUAGCAAUCCAACCAACGAUCAAGAAAACCCUCCUGAACCCACACUUGGGCUUCCGCGAAACGAUUCUUUGUCAGCUUCAAUUCGUGCUGAACGCGGCUCGCCAACCCCCGAAGUCUUCGAAGUUGAUUCGCUUUCUCUGCCGGAAAUUCCUGCUGAAGAUCCAGCACCAUCAAUCGCUUCAAGUUCUAUUCAAGCGAACCAAGGAAGCAUUUGCUCGACCAGUCAACUCACUGGCGCACAUCCCGUGGAUCCACAAGCUGAUCAGGCUAACCCUGCCCUAUUGUCCCAAUUGAUCGAAUUGGGAUUUGACGAUUGGACCUCAAAGCUUGCCCUUCAAAGAACGCGUAACGCUGGUGUCGAGGCAGCUGUGAAUUGGAUAAUUGAAAGGAGCAACGAGAGCGAUUUUGAAUCAUCACCAAGCUCGGACGAAGAAGAGCCAAUAGAUCAAGAAAUGGGAGCUGCUCAAUCCGGCGAAGGAGCUCCGGCUGGCUUUGAUGCUGCUAGUUUGAUGAAAUCGUUGGCUAAAGGUGCUCGCACUCAUAAGAUGGUUUUUGUCGCUAAUAUGGGUCUCAAGAUGGGCACAGGAAAAUUGGCUGCUCAGGUCGGUCAUGCUUGUUUAGGCCUUUACCAAAAAGCCGUUGCGAGCGAAGAAGGAAGACAUGGAGUGAAUAGUUGGGAAAGAAUGGGAGCUGUUAAAAUUGUUGUCAAAGGAGAAAGCACAGAGCAACUGAUGAAUUUGUUCAAACAGGCUAAAGAAGCGGGUUGUGUCGCUUAUCUCGUGCAAGAUGCUGGUUACACGCAAAUCCCAGCCGGAUCUCGCACCAUUCUUGGCGUUUUUGGACCUGUUGAGGCUGUCGAUUCAGUAACCGGCUCUCUUAAACUUCUU